GAGUUACUAGGCAGUGUGCCGCGUUGGACCUUUGCUUCUAUAAACAAAUUCCACAUCAUCCCGCAUUGGAUCUCCUUUGAUACUCUUUUAAAUAUGUCAUCUAGUACCUGUGUUUUGACGAGUGUGUGGAAUCACUCAUCAAAAUCAAAAUCACAAUCAAAAUCAACUUGAUUCAUUGAUUCACACAACUCUGCUUCCAUGUCAGAAAAAUCUUUACUGCCCAUCUACUCCUACAAUCCGAGUCACUCUAUAUCUCCCUGCCGUCCUCCUUUCUCCUUCUGGCCUCACCCUCCCUUUUCCUUUUUGGAUACUAUGAGUUUUACAGAUUUUCUCGAUCUUCUCAUAGCUCGAUUUGAAGAUGUCCUUGACAGUUAAGCAUCUAAACAAUGAUGCAUCAUUCCUCCUAACCUUCUCGCCCAUCUCUCCCUUUCCACCAUCUCCCGGCGGACCAGGGCGACAUGAAAGCUCCUUUACUAUCCUCCUCGAUCCAUGGAUCUCCGGUCCUUCCAAAAUCUUCCACCACAAAUUCUCAAUAUCUCAUCUCAAUUCUCCCUCAUGCAUAUCUUCUCUCACCGAACUCCCAGAACCGGAUCUGGUUAUAAUCAGUCAAGAUAAAACCGACCAUUGCCACGAAGAAACUCUCAAACAACUCUCUCCAGAUGGAAGCAAGACGUUAAUCCUUGCCGAACCCGGGGCCGCAAAGACGAUAAAACGAUGGAAAUACUUCUCUCCCUCGAAAGUCGUCCCUCUCAAACGCUGGGAAGACCCUCGUCUGCGUCGUCCUGACAGUAUCCUUCGAAUUCCUGUACCUCCUCAAUCUCCCAAUGGGGCAGCAGGCGAAGUAACCAUUGCUUUUCUCCCUCAAAAGAACGAUCUCACAGGGUUGCACAACGCAAUUGGGAUAACAUAUCGACCACCCACCCUCUCAAAAUCCUUCUUCGACCCAGCCGAAAAUGCAUACGCUACUCCACCCUCCUCGCCCAACUCCAUCGCCUCUACUCUCUCCAACCCUACCGAGCGUGCUCUCUCUGUCAUCUUCUCUCCACACGGCUGUACAUACAACACGCUCGCUCCUUACGCAUCUUCGCAUCUCGUCUCCCAAGCAGCUCUCCCUCUCACAUCUCUCCUGCACCCCUUCGACCGCAUCUCCAACCCCUGGUACCUGGGCGGAAACAUCAUAUCCGGCUUUCCGGGCGGAGUAUCGAUUGCACAAAAUCUGUGUGCCAAGACGUGGAUUUCCGCCCACGAUGGCGAUAAGACGAGCACGGGAAUGGCAACGUGGAGUAUCAAGAGCGAGAAGUGGGAGAAGGAAGAUGUGGAGAGUGUAGUGUCGCCGCGGAGUGAGAAUUUUAGUGAGAAGAAGGGGACGGGUACGGAGGUUUUGGUAUUGGCGAGUGGAGAGGGCGUGAGGUUGGUGCAUGGAAGUGAUGUUUUGGGGAUGGGAAUGAGGAUUGAGAGGUUGGAUGGAGAGGGUGAUGGUAAUGGUAAUGGUAAUAGUGAUGAGAGGAUAGAGGAAGUUGGAACGAAAGAUAUUGGGGAGGUGUAUUGAUUGACUUUGGAUUGGAUUGGAUUGGAUUGGAUUGCGGCGAGAUGGAUUUAUUAAUGAAUAUCUCGGCUACGGGAAUUUGAAUGCGCAUGGGAAUUUGGAUAAUGGGCACGCAAUUGCAACGGGGAAAUACAUUCACGAAUGGGUUAUGGAAAAUAAACUCCGAUAGCUAUCUAUGUCUAUCGCUAUGAUAUCAGAUAUUAGGACACAUGGCGUUUUGAUUCCUGUUGUGGUUAUACUUUUUGUAUUUGGUUUUCGGGUUGUUUUCUUUUCUUUUCUUUUCUUUUAUACCAUUGUUUGAGGGUUGGUUGACUUCGUAGCUGCUAUGCUAUAUAGGCGGAGAGAUA
Botrytis cinerea B05.10 is the source of this 1893-nucleotide messenger RNA. RefSeq lists its product as hypothetical. NCBI's taxonomy places the organism in Eukaryota, Fungi, Ascomycota, Leotiomycetes, Helotiales, Sclerotiniaceae. The transcript has a single exon. The coding region runs from base 359 to 1549 and encodes 396 amino acids. The record is from RefSeq and is a predicted model, not a curated record.